AUGUCGGCGAUGGGACCGAAAAAGAGAAAGCUAGCGCAAGUGGCCGCUGAGGCCACAGAGGGCGCGUCGACAGCCGAGAAAGAUGCCCAGAAAUCUUUUUUCAAGAACGCCGCGAAUUGGAACCUGGAGCAAGACUACGAAACGAGGCCACGCAAGGGCAAGAAGAAGGAGCCCAAGGAGAGCAACAAACUACCAAUCAAGACGGCCGACGGAAGGCUCGAGAUCUUAAAUAGCCUUGAUGCCGAAGGCGACGAUGUUUCGGUCGAGAGCGACACUGAAUGGCUCGAGGGUCGCGAGGACGAUAUCGAAUGGGAGCCGGAGGAGGAAGAAGAGAAGGCACCCACAAUUCCCGAAUCACAACAGAUUAUCGAAGCGCAGGAAGAAAUGGCAAAGCUUGCCAUGGCACUCAACGAGAAUCCAGAGGACAACAUCGUCUCUCUCAAGACGCUGGCCAAGUACGGCGAGUCAGAAAUCACAGCCAUCCAGAUGCUUGCGCUCAUGACGCAAAUGGCCGUCUACAAGGACAUCAUCCCCGGAUACCGCAUAAGACCCCUGAUGGAAGAGGAGCAAAAAGAAACAACUUCCAAAGACAUCCGCAAAUUACGACAGUUUGAGCAGUCGCUCGUUUCCGGCUACCAGCACUAUGUCAAGGAGCUAAACCGCGUCGCCCGCCUCGGCGUCAAGGCCCGCCCCGGGACGCAGAGCAUCUCCAAUGUCGCCUACACCUGUGCCUGCACACUCCUGACGGCCGUCCCGCACUUCAACUUCCGCUCCGAGCUGCUCAAGACAGUCGUGUGGAAGCUGAGCCGGCGGCGCGUCGACGCCGACGGCCACAAGUGCCUGCAGGCGCUCGAGACGCUCUUCCGGCAGGACGACGAGGGCCGGCCGAGCAUGGAGGCCGUCUCGCUACUCACCAAGAUGAUGAAGUCGCGCGAGUACCAGGUCGACCAGCUUGUGCUCAACCUGUUCCUCGCGCUACGCCUACUCUCCGAGUUUCGCGGCACCGCCUCCAAGGACGGCGUCGACAAGGAGGGCGGCGGAGGAGCGGACGGUGAAGACGGGGGAGCCUCCGCCCAACAACAGCACAAGGGGAAGAAGAACAAGCGCGAGUUCCGCACCAAGCGCGAACGCAAGAUGCUCAAGGAGCAAAAGUCCAUCGCCAAGGAGAUGACGCAGGCCGAUGCGCUCGUUAGCCACGAGGAGCGUGAGCGCAUGCAGUCCGAGACGCUCAAGAUGGUGUUCGCGUGCUAUUUUCGCAUCCUCAAGCUGCGCGAGCCGCACCUCAUGGGCGCCGUCCUCGAGGGCCUUGCCAAGUACGCCCGCCUCAUCAACCAGGACUUCUUUGGCGACCUGCUCGAGGCCCUUAAGGACCUGAUCCGCCACAGCAUCGAGGACGCCGACGCCGAGGGCCCCGGCGACGACGACGAGGCCGGCAAGAACGGCGCCGAAGAUGACGGCGACGACGAUGAAGAUGCCGAGCCCUCGCGCAACCUCACCCGCGAGGCGCUCCUGUGCACCGUCACUGCGCACACGCUCCUCGCCGGACAGGACGCCCACGACUCCCGCAACACCCUCCACCUCGACCUCUCCUACUUCACCACGCACCUGUACCGCUCCCUCCUCGACCUCUCCACCAACCCGGACCUGGAGCUCACCAAGCCCUCGAGCUCCGCCGCUGCCGCCGCCGCCGGCCGCUCUUCGCGCAUCAACGUGCAGACCACGACCGUGCUGCUCCUCCGCUCCCUUACCGCCAUCCUCCUGCCGCCCUGGAACGUCCGCUCCGUCCCUCCGCUGAGGCUCGCGGCGUUUACGAAGCAGCUCAUGACCUCGUCAUUACAGCUGCCUGAGAAGUCGUGUCAGGGUACGCUGGCCCUGCUUGGCGAUGUUGCACACACACAUGGGAGAAAAAUCAGCAGCUUGUGGAAUACUGAGGAACGCAAGGGCGAUGGGCGUUUCAAUCCUUUCAGUGAUAGUGUGGAGGGGAGCAACCCUUUCGCUACCACGGUCUGGGAAGGUGAACUCCUGCGCAAACACUACUCACCAAAAGUUAGAGAAGGGCAUGAGUUGUUGGUAAAGCGCAUGAAUUCAAAAUAG
Molecule: messenger RNA, 2094 nt
Organism: Cordyceps fumosorosea ARSEF 2679
Lineage: Eukaryota; Fungi; Ascomycota; Sordariomycetes; Hypocreales; Cordycipitaceae
Product: nuclear export protein Noc3
Exons: 1
Coding region: 1-2094 (697 amino acids)
Biological process (GO): DNA replication initiation
Cellular component (GO): nucleolus
Molecular function (GO): chromatin binding
Source: RefSeq, a predicted model, not a curated record